GGUGUCUAUCUCACUAUCAAAUUGGCUUGUUUUUCACCAGUUACAUUUCAUUGAAUUACAAUAACAUAUUUAUUACAUUUAUAAAAGUCAUAAAUAACAAACAAAAUACUGAAAUCUUUCUGAAUAGUUACAAAAUUUCUUCACAUUGAAACAACAAAAAAAAUUUAUUGGAAUUAGUAGAAGAACAAAAAAGUAGUAUCAUUAUUAUCUGACGAAAAAUACCAAUGGAUUCUAAUGAAGAGGAAUAUGGUACGACGUUUUUAAAAUCCGAUAGAAACAAACCAAAUGAGAAUACAGAUUAUGAAAUGAAAACAACUAAUCAAGACAAAAAGAGGGAAACAAAUAGAAGAAAUAAAUUAUCUAAGGUUAAGAAAUGGAUAAUGAAUUUAGAUAAUUUAUUUGUUACAUUCACUGUAUUAGCUGUUAUAUUGGGUAUGACAAUUGGUUUAUUAGUUAAAAUUUAUGCAUCACCAUCACCAAGAACAAUCUAUCUUUUAUCAUUUCCUGGUGAAUUAUUAAUGAAUAUGUUGAAAAUGUUAAUUAUACCAUUGAUUGUAUCUAGUUUAAUAGCAGGACUUGCUGGUUUAGAUCCAAAAUCAAGCGGAAAAAUUGGCUCAUAUGCAUUGAUUUAUUAUGUAGUAACUACAAUGCUUGCAGUUAUACUUGGUAUUGGUCUAGUUUUAUGCAUACAUCCAGGUGAUACAUCAAUUAAAGAUGAAAUAGGCGAAGGAACAAUAGAGGAACGUAGACCUGAAACAUUGGAUUCUUUACUGGAUUUAUUAAGAAAUCUAUUCCCGGAAAAUGUAGUACAAGCAUGUUUACAGCAACAACAAAGUAGUUACGUCACAGUUGUUAAGCGUCCGAAGUAUAUUCGAUUAACUGAUGGAAACAAUGGUACAUUGAAUAUGGAAAACGAAACAAAACUAAUCAGCUAUGAAGCCAUAAAACCGAAAUAUGUGGAUAGUACUAAUGUUUUAGGAUUGGUGUCAUUCUCAAUUAUAUUUGGUAUAAUACUUGGUCAAAUGGGUGAUCGUGCUGUAACUAUGGUACAAUUUUUCUCUGUUCUUAAUGAAGUUGUCAUGAGAAUGGUACAAGUUAUUAUGUUAUAUUCACCAUUUGGUAUAUUCUUUCUAAUAUUAAGUAAAAUGUUAGAAAUUGAAAAUUUAAGUGAUACAGCAAAAGCAUUAGGUUUAUAUAUGAUAACUGUAAUUACUGGUUUGGCUAUACAUUUACUUGGUACAUUAGCAUUACUCUAUUAUUCGGUAACAAGAAAAAAUCCAUUCACAUUCUAUAAAGGUUUAUUUCAAGCUUGGAUUACAGCACUUGGAACUGCAUCCAGUGCAGCUACUCUACCAAUUACAUUUCGUUGUUUAGAACAAAAUCUAGGCAUUGAUAAACGUGUAACACGUUUUGUUCUACCUAUUGGUGCAACAAUCAAUAUGGAUGGAACUGCACUAUAUGAAGCUGUUGCAUCAAUUUUUAUUGCACAAAUUAAUGGAAAAUAUUUGACAAUUAUUGAAGUAUUUAUUGUAAGUUUAACAGCAACGUUGGCAGCAAUAGGAGCGGCGAGUGUUCCAAGCGCUGGUUUAGUUACUAUGAUGUUAGUGCUUACAUCUGUUGGAUUGCCUACAAAAGAUAUUUCUUUAAUUUUAGCGGUUGAUUGGUUACUUGAUCGAAUUCGUACUUCAAUCAAUGUAAUGGGUGAUGCAGUUGGAGCUGGUAUAGUUAAUCAUUUAUGUUAUAAAGAGUUAGCUCAAAAAGAUGCUGAAAUUGAUAAAGAAAUAGAUGAAGUUGUAGAAGAAUAUACACGUGAAUUAUCUAAUGUAACUAAUAUAACAGAUCGUGAAAAACGUAAUUCAUCUAGUAUAGGUCGUCAUAAUAAAAAACGUAUGAGUUUAGCUGCAGCAAUGCGUUUACAAGAAAAUACAUCACCACUUGGUACAGUUAUGCCAAAUCAAUCAACAAUAAAUGAACCAGAAUCACCAACAUCUAAAUCAUAUUUACCAAUGAAUAUACAUCCAAAUGAUAAAAAUGAUAAUUAAUUAAUUCAUAAUUACAUUUCUAUUAUUGAAUACCUUGAUAGUUUAAGUAUAUUACUUUAUUGAAGUUCUUUAUGAUACUAUUUCACAUUUGUUUUUUCUUUUCUUCUUUCAUUCUUUACCUUAUUUUCAUUCAAUAGAAUUAGACAUUUUAAACUGCUCAGUAACUCCCUUUUUCUUCUUUUUUUUUUCUUUUUUAAAAAAAAAAACAAAAAAAAUGAAAAAAACACACACAAAAAAGAACAAACUUACAUUUUGAACUCACGUUUAAGUUUGGAACAAACAUUAGUGUAGUAUUAUUUUAUUAAAAUAAAGAAACAAAACAAAACAAAAUUGAUCAAACUUUCAAUAAAAAAAUCGAUCAAUUGGUUACUAGAUUACAUAAUUAAUAUCAAUAAUUGUAAACUAAUAAUAAUAAUAAUAAUCAAUAUUGUAAACAAUUUCAUGAUCAGUUUUUUUCCAUAUUCACAUGAAUUUAUAUAUAUAUAUAUACAUAAUUCAUAUUCUCUAGAAAAGGGAAUAACAAUACACAAUAGUAAGAUGAAGUUACCAAGAGAGAAAGAGAGAGAGAGAGAGAGGGAAGGAGUGAGGGAGAGGGACAGAGAGAUCAGUUGUUCUACAUGUUCAUUGUUUAUUAUUUAAUAGUAAUUUUGGAUCAUAUAAUUAUUUUCUAUUCAAUAUUACAUACAAUUCAUUUUCAAGAAGAAAAACAGAAAGAAAAAGAAGAAGAAGAAAAGAGAGAAAAAGAAGGAAAAUGAAAACAAAGAGAAAUAAACCGUUUUAAUUUAUUUAGAAUGAAUGAUAUAUUGAACUAUUUAUUCAUUUUAUUUAACAAUAAUCAUUCAUUGUACGAUUGACAUUUUAUGUUGUAUCAUUGAUAAUGAUAAUUCUAUACGUAUAAAUAAUAAUAAUAAUAAUAAUAAUAAUAAUAAUAAUAAUAAUGA
Schistosoma curassoni is the source of this 2983-nucleotide messenger RNA. Lineage: Eukaryota; Metazoa; Platyhelminthes; Trematoda; Strigeidida; Schistosomatidae. The record is from the annotation of a GenBank genome assembly.